CACAGGGAGCCUCGCUCUGGCAUCCAAUUGUGACGUGAUAAAGGCUUAUGACUGCGGAGGGGUGGCUGCUGGGGCACCUUGCUGGCAGAUGAUCGGACAGCCAGGAGAGAGAGGGACAAGUCAGCCUUGGUGCCCCUGAUCCUAGACCUAUACCAUCAGGGGAAACAGGAGCCCUGAGGUUUAUUCAGGAAGAUGCUGACCUGAACGUCCGGAACCCCCGGUCUGGCCAACAUGGAUGAAAUGCACACUCUGUAUUCUUCCCUGAAGAGACUGUUAUCUUUCUUCAAUGACUUCAGAGUUAUGUCUGGUUUGAUCCUCAUAGAUGGCCUGGGCAUCUAUGUCAAAUUCAGAGAGGCUGUCCUGGCAAGGGUCCUUGGGUUAUCCUCUGCAUAUCUCCUUAACACUGGCUGUCUGUGCCCGUCAGUGGGCUGCCUCACGGUGCUUCUUGGCUUUGUUGGGUGGUAUGGAGCAACCAGAGAAAAUAGGGGCACUCUUUUGUUUUGUCUCCUGUCCACAGUUACCAUUCUCAUUGUUGAAAUCAUAGUUGUCGCCGUGGUCCUUGCCCUAUUCCACAUUGUUCAAGAAAUGGCCUUGGAGCACAUCUUCGCAACCCUGAGGAAGAAUAGAGGUUACGAUGAGCCAGAUGACUGUUCCACAGAAUGGGACUUGGUCACGGAGAAGGUGAGCUCCAUCCACAUCCUGAGUGUGUUAUCAUGUGGAAGUGCCUGUGGGGAGAAGAAAUACACAGAUCUUUCCGUCUUCUCCUUUGAAAUGACAACUGUUGGUUACUCCUGCCCCAGGAGCCAUGGUAGAUCCAUUAGGACCACAGCCUGUGACGGACGCAACGUGUCCACGGACAUCACCCACCAGGAGGGCUGUUCCCUCAAGGUCUAGACAAUAACCAAGACUCAGAGCUUCAACUUGAGUGGUGGCUCACUGGAGGCAGCAGUGAUACAGCUGCCAGGAACAGCCACUUUGCUGCUAUUUAUCAAACGAGGCUGACAGAGCUGGGGGAUGGCAGGACACCUGACUUACCUAACUGCUGGAGAUUCUGUCUCAUUAUUAUUUCUCUGAGUCCCUCACUGCUUUUGGAAGAAAGAUUGGUAAUAAAAGAUUCUGGAAA
Mustela lutreola (European mink) is the source of this 1123-nucleotide messenger RNA. It is a transcript of the gene TSPAN16, whose product is annotated as tetraspanin 16. The record is from RefSeq and is a predicted model, not a curated record. Gene Ontology annotation, cellular component: membrane. Lineage: Eukaryota; Metazoa; Chordata; Mammalia; Carnivora; Mustelidae.